AUGGCGGUCGCGUCCCUGGAGAGACGGGCACUCCCCGGCCCUGUUCUCGAGCUGCUGCCGGGACUGCCCGCACCGGACCGGGCGCGCCCGGAGUCAGUGACCUUUGAGGAUGUGGCCAUCUACUUCUCUGAGAAUGAAUGGACCGGCCUGGCCUCUGCUCAGAGGAUCAUGUACAGGGACGUGAUGCUGGAGAAUUAUGAGGCUGUGGCUUCCCUGGCAUUUCCAUUUCCCAAACCGGCUCUGAUUUCCCAGCUGGAGCGAGGGGAAGCACCCCCUCUCCCCAGGGCUCUUCUGCGGGCACAGUGA
This is a messenger RNA of Galeopterus variegatus (Sunda flying lemur), 306 nucleotides long. It is a transcript of the gene KRABD1, whose product is annotated as KRAB box domain containing 1. The record is from RefSeq and is a predicted model, not a curated record. Bases 1 to 306 code for a protein of 101 amino acids. NCBI's taxonomy places the organism in Eukaryota, Metazoa, Chordata, Mammalia, Dermoptera, Cynocephalidae. The transcript is spliced from 4 exons. Gene Ontology annotation, biological process: regulation of DNA-templated transcription.